UAAUGCAUUUUAAAAUUUAUCAGGGCAACCUAACAACUAAAAUUAAGUAAAGUUGUUUUUAAAGGAGACUUGGCUUUCAAUUAUCUUUUAUUGCUACAACAGGUACCAACCAUAAUUUCUCUGCUUCAAAACUUUGAUCACCACUGCUUGGAUUGGACCAUUUUAAUUUGAUUUUAUUUAGCACGUAAAUUAGAAGUCUCAUUUGAACAUUUACACAUGUAUUAAAUAAAAGUUUGUCCCUAGCUAUGUUAGAAACUAGAUAUUCAGAUUUAUUUGGCAAAAAAUAUCACAGUAAACUCCUUAAAAUGCAGUUAUACAGCAAAAUGAAUUAUGGCAUUACAUUUCAAAAGUAGAGAGUUAUUUUGAAGAUUUUUCUUUUUGACCAGCUUAAUAAAUUAUAUUUAUAGCAAUCUGCGGUAUGUCACUGUGAACGUUUUUCAAAUAUCUCCAUUAUUAGUUAAUUUCACCCCAUUCCACCCGUAAUGGAGAGUUUCUGGUGAGACAAAAUUGAAAUUGAUGGCAUUUUGUUAUUAAAACACAUCUACAAACAGUUAUUAAGAUUCUGACCAAAUAAACCUUGUAGACUGCAUGCAGUUACAAGCACUCAGCAUUUUCAGUAAUUUGCUGAGCAUUGAUAUACAUGGUUUACUAGGUAAGCAUUAGUGAAAGUAUCAGCCAAAACUAGGCUAAGAAAAUCCAUUAAAGUUAGUUGUGGAAUUGCCCUUGCAGAGUAAAUGCAAUUUAAAAUUUAUCAGGACAUUCUAGUAACUAAAAAGAAGUAAAAUUGUUUUAGAGGAGACUUGGCUUCAGUUACCUUUAUUGCUAGAACAGGUACCAACCAUAAUUUCUCUGCUUCAUAACUUUGAUCACCACUGCUUGAAUUGAAGCAUUUGAAUUUGAUUUAUUUAGCACAUUAAUUCAAAGUCUCACUUGAACAUUUUUAUGUGUAUUAAAUAAAAGUUCAUUCCUGGCUAUGUUAGAAACUAUACAAUCAGAAAAAAAAUCACAGUCAACUCCUUAAAAUGCAGUUAUAUAGCAAAAUGCAACUGAUCUGUGUAAAGCUCAUUUAUCAGGAGCUUAUGGAAGUGAAAAAGAAGCUUAAGGCAACAAGAAGACUUAACACUUAAAAAUUUGAAAUUGAUUGUAACAAUUUGAGCUACACAGAUUUACUGUAUAUAAGGGCCAUGCAUUUUUUUAUUGUGAUCUGUUACAAAUUUUAAAAACCAACUAAUAGGCUUUUUGGACUAUAAUUUUUUCAGAAUACCGACCUCUUUUUGAAGUUAUUUCAUUUAUUAAGUUAUUACGGUGCUAUGUUUUCAGUCAUUGUUGCUAACAAUCCAUUCAGUUGUUGAUAAAACUUGCUAAGAACUCCGGUUGGUACGUAUUCUAAAUGUUGCCUUCCUGACAACAAAUCUUUGCUACCUCCUGGUGUUUCUGAAUUCUUUAAAGAUUUACUUCAUUUAUCAUUUAACACAGAAUUGAAUGCUGCAAAUGGAGGAUUUUAGUAUCUGCAGGAGGACUGAAUUGCCUUACUCGUCUAUAAUUUUCUUUUGAUCCUAUGCAAUGGAUCAGUUAGAACAAAGGGUGAAUGAGUUCUUUGUCAAUGCCAAAAAAAACAAGCCAGAAUGGAGAGAGGAACAGAUGGAAGCAAUCAAGAAGGACUAUUAUAAAGCCUUGGAAGAUGCCGAUGAGAAAGUCCAGUUAGCAAAUCAAAUUUAUGAUUUGGUUGAUAGACAUCUACGUAAAUUGGAUCAAGAACUUGCCAAGUUUAAAAUGGAGCUUGAAGCUGAUAAUGCUGGAAUUACAGAGAUAUUAGAAAGGAGAUCUUUGGAGUUGGACAAUCCACCUCAGCCAGUUAAUAACCACCAUGCUCACUCUCACACUCCAUUAGAAAAACGUAAAUAUAAUCCAUCUAGUCACCAUACAACAGAUCAUAUUCCUGAGAAGAAAUUCAAGUCAGAAGCUCUUUUGUCUACCCUUACAUCAGAUGCCUCAAAAGAAAAUACGCCAGGAUGCCGUAAUAGUAACAUAACAUCGACUUCUAACAGUGUCUACAAUAUUAAUUCAUCACAGCCUCUCAGUUCAUAUAAUCUUACCUCAUUAACUCCAGGAGCAGGUCCUGGAGCUGCAGCUAUUACAAUGGCAGCAGCCCAAGCUGUUCAGGCAACAGCACAGAUGAAGGAAGGGAGGAGGACCUCUACUAUAAAGGCCACUUAUGAAGCAUUUAAAAACAAUGACUUCCAACUUGCGCGAGAGUUCUCUAUCUCAAGGGAAUCUACAGGAUAUCCCUCAACGCUAGCCUCCACACUGACACAGACAUUGUCAACAUCAGCUUCAGAUUCACGCAGUGGUCGAAAAAAUAAAAAUAGCAACAAGUCCUCAAAUCACCAGUCCUCCUCAUCAUCUUCAUCAUCAUCUUCCUCCUCUUCUUCAUCUGUAAUAGCACAGGAGAUUCCUCAGCAGACCCCAGCUUUACCUGAGUCUGAUUCCAGUAACCAAGUGGAUUGGACAUAUGAUCCCAAUGAGCCUCGUUAUUGUAUCUGCAAUCAGGUGUCAUAUGGUGAAAUGGUAGGGUGUGAUAAUCAAGAUUGCCCCAUUGAGUGGUUCCAUUAUGGAUGUGUUGGACUGACAGAAGCUCCAAAAGGAAAAUGGUACUGUCCACAAUGCACGGCAGCCAUGAAAAGGCGUGGCAGUCGCCACAAAUGAACCCCAAAAGCAGAGGAAUUAGUUUGACUGGUGCUUUGUCCAAACAUCCUAACUUUAAAUUGAACAUCGAAUGAAAGCAACAUCAACUGCAAUAAGUGACAUUUUGCAGUGCACUUAUUUAUGUUCCUAUUUGAGAAUGUAAGGCUUAUUGAUGAAACUUGGAUUUUGCAUUUUUUUGUGUAAAACACCAGAUGACUAUCUAUCUUUAUUCAAAUAUUCUCAUAAUAAACGAUCUAACUGAAGCAAAAAAAACCAAAUAUAUAAUCAAUAUUUGUUUAAAGAUGCUUUACUUUUGUGUUUAAUUAUUACUUCUGUGAAACUUAAAAGUUCAGCUGGCUGAAGUAAAAUGCAAUAUUGGCAAUAAAUCUUGUAGAGCUGGCAAUGAUAGUGUCCUAAUACAUGAACAACAUUUCUAUAUCAUUUGAAUGCCAGUUUGCCAUUAGUGUUCAAUGUUUGGUGCAGCACGUUUGAUAUAAAUGAUAUAAGAAUAAAGUUAUCAGUAUGUCUUUGAUACUAAUUGAAAAACAUUAUGACUUGUGUAUGUGGAAAAUGCAUUUUUUUCAUUUGUAUUAGAUAUGACAUUAACCAGUAAAAAUCUUAUGAUCGGUGAAGUGUGAUUUCAUUAUUUUUGUACCUGAAAUGCAAUGUGGACUACAGUUGCAGUGCAGUUUAAUCCAACUGUUUACUGGUGUAAACCUUUUUGUUUUUGCUUAUGCAUCUCUAUUGUAAAGUAAUUGUGCAGAUGAAAAAUUGCGGCCUGCACAACAGUGACUGGACUUCAAAAAUAUUUAAUUAACUGUAAAGUGCUUUGGGAUGUCCUAAGGUCAUGUCCGAUAUUCUACAAAUACAAGUCUUUUUUUGUAGAAUACACUGUGGCACUUCCUGAUAACUAUGUUAAGGCUACACAUUAAUUGUUCUUUUUUUUUCUCACUUAUGUGCCAACUUAAUCAAACUUACAACAUUUUAUAAAAUUGAAAUUUUAAAUCAUCUUAAGUUUUCCAUAUCCUGUUCAAAUGUAAGAUAUUUGCUAGCAAGGCCGUCAACAGUGACAUACAGUACAACUUAUUUGAUAAAUUUACAUUUAUUUUCUGGAGCCUUCUGUGAUGAAGCCAACUGACAUGCACAGUAUUAGAAAUAUUUAAUUUAAAACAACUAAUAGCUUCACACUAAUAUUUCCCUAUACUUGCAAGU
This is a messenger RNA of Stegostoma tigrinum, 3897 nucleotides long. RefSeq names its product inhibitor of growth family, member 3 (gene ing3). NCBI's taxonomy places the organism in Eukaryota, Metazoa, Chordata, Chondrichthyes, Orectolobiformes, Stegostomatidae. The coding region runs from base 1564 to 2706 and encodes 380 amino acids. The transcript has 11 exons. Gene Ontology annotation, cellular component: NuA4 histone acetyltransferase complex. Gene Ontology annotation, biological process: regulation of DNA-templated transcription. The record is from RefSeq and is a predicted model, not a curated record.